Molecule: messenger RNA, 1353 nt
Organism: Helianthus annuus (common sunflower)
Lineage: Eukaryota; Viridiplantae; Streptophyta; Magnoliopsida; Asterales; Asteraceae
Product: splicing factor YJU2-like
Exons: 1
Coding region: 150-917 (255 amino acids)
Biological process (GO): mRNA splicing, via spliceosome
Cellular component (GO): U2-type catalytic step 1 spliceosome
Source: RefSeq, a predicted model, not a curated record
CGAAUUGAGGAAGGGACAUAAACACGUAGUACAGGUACGAGGAUUACUAUUUCUUUUUUUCAUUGCCUUAUUCCACAACAAGAAGAGAUCGAUCGGCAAGGUGUGUAUUGCGUUUUUCAGAUCACCAUAUAUCAAAAAUUUCCUACAAGAUGUCUGAGAGAAAGGUGGUGAAUAAGUACUAUCCACCCGAUUUCGAUCCCGCUAAAAUUCCUCGAAGAAGCCAACAACAGCAGCAGAUUAAAGUUCGAUAUAUGCUCCCUAUGAGCAUCAGAUGUGGCACAUGUGGCAGCUAUAUCUACAAGGGUACUAAAUUCAAUUCACGCCAAGAAAAACUGAUUGGGGAUGAGACAUAUCUUGGAAUCAUCCCGAUAUUUAGAUUUUAUAUUAAGUGCCCCCACUGUUGCGCUGAAAUUGCUAUCAAGACGGAUCCUCAACAGUCUGAUUAUGUUGUUGAGGCUGGAGCUCGAAGAAAUUUCGAGCCUCAUGCAGCAGAAGCACAAGAUGAAGUGGGAGAUGACAUGGAGACCUCGAAAAGACAAACGGAUAUCCUUUCUGCGCUCGAUGAACUCAAGUCCAUGAAGUCAAGGCGUGCGCAUCUAAGUGUGGAUUCAAUGCUUGAAGCCUUGCAGCCAUUACCGCUUGAAGAAGAAGAAGAAGAAGACGACGACAAACAGCAGCUUGACAUUUUCCAAAGAUCACGACGCAGAAGGCAGCACGCGCAUGUAACGGUGGAUGAUUCAAUGCAGCAGCCAUACGUUUUCCAAAGAUCACGACAUGAUGACGACCAGCUUCAUAAGAAGAGGAAGCCAACAUAUUAUCACUUAACUACUGUCCCCAAGAAGAAGUCGCCUAAAACACAAGAAAUUAAGAGCAACGGGCUUGUUUUAUUAUGUCAGCAGUAUGACGAAGAAGCCUGACUCCAUCAUCAUGUUUUCAAGGUUGCCAUUAAAAAUGAAUUAGCGGCUAGGACCAUUACACUCAUUUUUGCUUCAAAAUGUCUCUGUUGACGUGACGCCCACGUGGUGGAAAAUGCCCCUUAGGGGCUUGAACCGUUACGCAUGGUCUAAAUAGAUUUUGGAAGCAAUUUGCAAAAUGUCAAAUACUUUUCAUAUCAUCUACAAGAACCUUAACAUUACAUAUUAAAAACCUAUGUUUAAAAAAGUACGACAUUUUGUAAAGUUGGAGCACAUGAAGUUCCCUCUAAAAUUUAGCCGCCUAAAUAUUUACCGAUAAAAGAUCGACAUAAAAGCCUUAGAUUCAACCGAACAUGAUCGAUCUUAACACAAACACACGUUGACCAGUAACCUGAUCAGCUCAUUUUACCACGAACACUUGGCGGAAAUAUUAUUUGUC